Messenger RNA from Mycetomoellerius zeteki, 758 nucleotides. RefSeq names its product glutathione S-transferase 1. Gene Ontology annotation, molecular function: glutathione transferase activity. Lineage: Eukaryota; Metazoa; Arthropoda; Insecta; Hymenoptera; Formicidae. The transcript is spliced from 6 exons. The record is from RefSeq and is a predicted model, not a curated record. Gene Ontology annotation, biological process: glutathione metabolic process. The coding region runs from base 80 to 733 and encodes 217 amino acids.
CUCAGACAAACAAGUUGGUUACACAGUCUGCCAUAAUCUCGCUACUCGUCUCCAGAGAAUACAAUCUGCAGAUUUCAAGAUGCCCAUCGAUCUUUACUUAGUUGUCGGAAGUGCACCAUGCCGGGCCGUGCGCUUAGCAGCGGCGGCCAUAGGAGUGGAUUUAAACCUGAAGAACGUGGACCUCAAGGCCGGCGAACACCUGAAACCUGAAUUUAUUAAGAUGAAUCCACAACAUACAGUGCCUACACUGGAUGACAAUGGCCUACAUAUAUGGGAAAGCCGCGCGAUUAUGACUUACCUGGCCAAUCAGUAUGAUAAGAACGAUUCUCUUUAUCCAAAAGAUCCAAAGAAACGAGCCUUGGUUGAUCAGAGACUAUAUUUCGACUUGGGAACUCUAUACCAAUCUUUUAUCAAUUAUUAUUAUCCACUGGUAGUUACCGGCGUCACUCCGGAGCAAGCAAAAUACGAUAAAAUGAACGAUGCCUUGUCUUUCUUAAAUAAAUUCCUAGAAGGGGAAAAUUAUGUGGCGGGAAAAACUCUAACUCUCGCCGAUCUUGCCUUAGUCGUCACCAUUUCUAAUUACCAGCUUGUGGAUCAUGACUUGAGUAAAUAUAGCAACAUUUUGAGAUGGUUCGCCAAAAUCCAAGCCGAAGCUCCUAAAUACGGUGAAGUCGAAGGUGUCGGUAUGAAGGCAUUCAAAGAUCUUGUCGAAAAUAUUAGAAAAAAGAAGUAAUCUCAUGGCAUUGUUUUAACAGUUG